Anolis carolinensis (green anole) is the source of this 2642-nucleotide messenger RNA. RefSeq names its product engrailed homeobox 2 (gene en2). The record is from RefSeq and is a predicted model, not a curated record. The coding region runs from base 990 to 1928 and encodes 312 amino acids. The transcript has 2 exons. Gene Ontology annotation, molecular function: DNA-binding transcription factor activity, RNA polymerase II-specific; RNA polymerase II cis-regulatory region sequence-specific DNA binding. Gene Ontology annotation, cellular component: nucleus. Gene Ontology annotation, biological process: multicellular organism development; regulation of transcription by RNA polymerase II; neuron differentiation. NCBI's taxonomy places the organism in Eukaryota, Metazoa, Chordata, Lepidosauria, Squamata, Anolidae.
GAAGGAGAGAGGAGGCUACAGCUUUAAAACCGGGGGGAAGGGGCCAAAGGGAGACGGGGGAGGGGGCUGCUGCUGUCAUUUACGAGAGGGCGACGGCGUCACGUGGGGAGAAGCCCGCUCCGCCAUUGGCCCGAGGCACGUGUCUAGGAUACCGGCCUUGCAACGUCACUUGAGGAACUCUAUUAAAAAUAAGAACAAAAAUCCAGAGUGAGUGAAAGUAUUUCAGGUCCAGUGUUAAGUGGGCUCUAAUUUUACACCUCUAGAGUAAGGCAGGGGAGAGAGGGAGAGAGGGAGUGAAUGAGUGGUGGGGAAGGGAGAGAGAGGGAGAUCGAGAGAGAUUCGCCCUCGUCUCCUUCCGAUGCAACUUGGACUAUUUGGCUCAAAGGGGAGGGCGAGACAAGGAGCGGAGGAGGAGGAGGAGGAGGCAGCGAUUGUCCAGAUGCCGCCUCGGUGCCUUCCUUUCCAAGGCGCCGCAGAGUAGAGAGAAGGAGGCUCUGGCUCUCCAGCUGGGCAGAUGGGCUCGCACUGACCCACACUCUCUCCCCACAACGCCAACCCCGCUGCCGCCUCUUCCUUCCUCUGGAAUACUAUCACUGGUCUCCUCUUGGCCAACCCGGUGUUGUGGACUACUCACUCUUCUGCUUCUGAGGAGGAGGCUGGAGAGGGAGCACUUGGGGAUUUGGGGACAAGAGGAAGGAGAAGGCAUACUAAGUCCCUACAUUGGUAGAACUGAGAAGGGCAAAAAGAAGAAAGGAGAAGGUCUGGGUGCCGCAGCCAGCGGAAUGGAUCCUCUGCGGGGCCAAGAAGGCAUGAAAAGGGCGCCCUGCUGAGAAGGAGGAGGAGGAGGAGGAGAGAGCUCCCUGAGCCUUCAGCGUGGAGCGGGGCAUUGGGGGGAAGGGGCAACGCUGGCCCUGGAUCGCUGGGGGGGAGCUGAAGAGCCCAGAAGGGCGCCCGAACAAAAGGCAGCUUUGGGGGGCUCCGCGUGCAGCAUGGAGGAGCUCGAGCAGCGCCAAGGCGGAGGCGAGCAGGAGCAGCAGCAGCAGCAAGCCCAAGCCCGUCCCCAGCAGCACCCGGAGGAGUCCAGCAGCGGGAGCGAAGCGGAGCCCAACCGGCGCCGGGCGGCGAUGCUCCUGCCCCGGGUGCUCCAGCCGCCCCACCGGAUCACCAACUUUUUCAUCGACAACAUCCUGCGGCCGGAGUUCGGGAGGAGGAAGGAGGACGGCACCGGGCUUGGCUCAGACUCUCCGCAGCAAGCCCAGCAGCAGCAGACCCCGCCGCACCUCCACCAGCCGCCGCUCCUGCCCGCCAGGAGCCCCUCGACCUCCCCGGCGGAAGGAGGAGGAGGCGGCGGUGGUGGCUCCAAAGCCCUGCUGGUCCCGGCCAAGAAAGGAGACGACUCGGGGGAGGUGGUGGACGGAGCCCUGAAGCCCGGCGCCGGAGGAGGAGGAGGAGGAGGAGGGGGCGGCAGCAGCAGCGGGGGAGGCGGCGGAGGCGACCUCUCGCUCAGCUCGGACUCGGACAGCUCCCAGGCCAGCUCUUUCCCCAACGGGCAGCCCAUGCUGUGGCCCGCCUGGGUCUACUGCACCCGCUACUCGGACAGGCCUUCGUCAGGCCCCAGGUCGCGAAAACCAAAGAAGAAGAACCCCAACAAGGAGGACAAGCGCCCAAGGACCGCCUUCACCGCCGAGCAGCUGCAAAGGCUCAAAGCGGAGUUUCAGACGAACAGAUACUUGACGGAGCAGAGGCGGCAGAGCCUCGCCCAGGAACUCAGCCUCAACGAGUCGCAGAUCAAGAUCUGGUUCCAGAACAAGCGGGCCAAGAUCAAGAAGGCCACCAGCAACAAGAACUCCUUGGCGGCCCACCUCAUGGCACAAGGGCUGUACAACCACUCCACGGCCUCGAAAGACGGCAAGUCCGACAGCGAGUAGAGAAGGAGGAGGGAAGGAAGGGUGGGAGAACUUGCACCAGGCAUUGGGAAGCUUGGGUUCUCCUUCUAGGAGUUUUGGACUGCAACUCCCACCAUUCCUAACAGCCUCAGGCCCUUUCCUUUUGCCCCUCAGCCGCUUAAGCGGCUGAGGGGCAAAAGGAAGGGGCCUGAGGCUGUUAGGAAUGGUGGGAGUUGCAGUCCAAAAGCCCUGGAAUGAAAACCCAACCUUCCCCAUACCUGGCUUUAUACAAUGCAAUAAUUUAAUUAAAAAAAACAAAACCAAUAAGGGCCAGUGUAUAAAGACUAUACCAGCAUCAAUAGUGUGGGGGAAAAAAUAUUGUGUAUUAGAUAUACUUCUGCAAUAUUCAGUAUGUGUGUAUAUAUAUAUUAUAUAUUAUAUAUAUUAUAUAUAUAUAUAUAAUUUACAGGUAAGGUGUUGUAAAAAAAAGAUUUUUUUUUCCAAAAUACCUGAUGAUUAUAAAAUAUUUUUUUUGGUUUUUAUUUUAGAAAGCUUAAGUUACUACUUUUUUGAUAGGCUUAAGCGCGGUUGGAAAAAAAAACACACGGACAUCUCCCGGACACUGUUUUUUUGAAAUUCAAAAAUAAUAAUAAUAUUAAAACACAACUUUUUUUUGCUGAAGUCCAAAGAUUUUUAUUAUUGCUGCAUUUUCACGAGACUGUGAACCCGAAUAAAUAGCUCUCUUAUGAGUUUUAA